Paramecium primaurelia is the source of this 3154-nucleotide messenger RNA. The record is from the annotation of a GenBank genome assembly. NCBI's taxonomy places the organism in Eukaryota, Ciliophora, Oligohymenophorea, Peniculida, Parameciidae.
AUGCAUAGAUCAUUUCAUUAACUAUAACAAAAAUUUAACACACCUAAAAUACAAAAAGAAUAAGACAGUUAUCCUAUUCAAAACUCAUAAAUUUCUAAAUAAGUCAGAAAUGAUGAAACUUUUUAAUAAUUUAGUAUCAUUGACCAUCAAAAAUAUUAUCUUCUAAACCAAAAUACUCAGAAUUUUCACCUCUAUAAUUUAAGUAUUUCCUUAUCUAAAUUAAGCUGAUAGAAUUUAUUCUCCAAUAGGAAAAUAAGAUUAAUCUCCUAAUUUAACAAAAAAAGAAUAAAUCAAAAUUAUUAAUUCAUAUGAAGUCAAAAAUUGUAAUUUGAAUACUGAAAAUAUUCAUCUACAAAAUCAAAUAUAAGCAGAUUAAUUAAGAUACGACAAAAUAAUAAAUGAAUAAGAAAUGCAGCUCCUAAAUUAAUCUUACAAAUUAUAAACAGAAUAACACAAUAUUUAAUAAUAAUAAUUAUUAUUAUAAUAAAAAAAUGAUGAAAUUUAACUUUUAGCCAAUGAAAUGAAAAAGAAUGAAAUUAAGCUUAAAUAAAUUUAAUAAAAUGUAUUUAUUAUGAUUUAUUAACAAGAAUGUUCAAUAUGCAGAUGAAAAUUAGAAUUUAAAAUGUUAAAUCUAAAAUUUAGAACAUGAAUUAUAAUGUUUAAAAUAAUAAUUUCAAGAUAUUCAACUUUAAAGUAAAAGGUAAAUUGAGGAAACUUAAAUAUAAGUUGAAAAUGAGUAUUCCCUUAAAAGUUAACUACACUUAAAAAAUGUUUAAUAAUAACAUUAAUAAAUUUUGAGUUAGAAAAAUGAUAAACUUAUAUUAGAAUAAUAAAAAUAUUCAAAAUUAUUAGCUUAAUUUGAUAAUUUAAUAAAUGAAAACAAUAAAUUGUAAUAGUCAAUAGAUAAUCUAUAAAUUGAAAAAAAUACAAUAUAAUAAUAAAUUAAUUAAUAAAAUUAAAUUUCUGAAGAACUAAGAUAAAAAAGUAUUAGUUUGACAAAAGAAUUAUAAUUAAUACAUGAUAAUCAUAAUUAAUAAGAAUUUGUGCAUUAAAAAAUUAUCUAAGAACUGAAAUAAUAAAUCAAUGGUUUAUAAAGAAGAUUAGAUGACACUGUUUUAAAAUAUUAAAGUGAAAACUAAUAAUAAGAUUAGAGAAUAAGAGAUUUAUAAUAGUAAUUAUAAUAAUCUGAGAACCAUUUCUAAAUAAUGAAGACUGAAAAUGCUAAAUUAUAUGUGAUAGAUUAGGAAUUAGAGAAAGAAAUUAGAAUAUAAUAAUAAGAAUAGGAGAGAAUCAUCAAAUUGAAAAAUUAAGAAAUAUAAUAAUUACAAGAAGAUCUUUAGAAAUUUAAGGAAUAACUAUUAGAAUAGUAAUCAAAAUACUAGGAAAAAUUACAGGAGUGUAACAAACAAGAUUUGAUUAUUAAUGAUAUCAAAAGUGAAUUACAAUUAUAAUAGAAUUCUACAAAUGAAAAUGAAAUAAGAAUUAAAAAGUAAUGGGAGAGAGAUAUUUUAGAGUUGAAAGGAUUUCAUCAUUAACAGAUUUAUAAUUUAGAAGAAUAGAUUAAAACUUUAUAAGGAGAGAUUGAAAAACUAUUAAUUUAAAAUAGUAAGAAUGAUAAAUAAUUAAAUUAAUAUAAAUUUAAUUAAUAAUUAUUAGAUAAUUCAAUAAAUGAGUUGAAAUAUUAAUAAGGGGAAAUUGAAAAACAAAAAAUAAAUGAAUUUAAAGAUUAUUAAACUGAAUUUGAAAAUUUUAGAAAAGAAUUAAAAGAUUAAAAUAUCAGGUUAUAAUAAGAAAAAUAAUAAACAGAGUAACAAUUAAAGUAAUAAAAAUUAAAAUUAAAAGAAUUAGAAACUUCAAAAAUAGAAUUAGAAUUUACAUCUUCUUAAUAGAUUUAAUAAUACCAAGAACAAUUAAAAUAAAAAGAUUAAUAAAUUAAUUAAUUUAAUUAAGAUAAAAAUAAAAUUGAUACUUUAUUAAAAUAAACAAAAGAAAAAUUAAAUUAAGCAGAAUUUCAAUUAGUUGAGUUAAAUUAAAGAUCUGAUAUUUAUCUUAAGGAAUUUUAAGAAUCAACAUAAUAAAGAGAUCUUGAAAGAAAUUAGUUUAGCUAAAAGUUUAAUUUUUAAGAAAUUAGAAUAUCAAAGUGUAAAUAGGUUAUUAAUUAAUAUGAAAUUGAUAUUUACAAUCUUAACAAUUAAAUUGAAAAAACAUAAAAAUAAAUGGAUUAAACUUAGCUUGAAUGUUAAAAAAAAAUGGAAGAAGCAAAAAAGAAAGAGCAGAAAUUAUUAGAUUAAAUUAUGAAUUAAAAUUAAUAAUUGAAAAUGAAUGAAGAAUAAUUUAUCAAAUAUUAAGAGGAACAUAUAGAAUCUAAUAAAUAAAUUUAAUAAAUACUAUAAGAAAAAGAAGCUAUGAUUAAGAGUUUAGAAAAUUAAAUAGAAAAAUUAAAUGUAAUUAAAAAUGAACUAAUAAUGGAAAUAGAAAAAUUAAAUUAAUAGAUCUAAAAUUAUACUAAGGGAGAAAACUAACGAUAGGAUUGGGAACAUUAAUUAGAAAAUGAAAAGGUAUUUAUUUAAAUUAGUAUUAGGCUAUUUUAAAUAAUUAAAUUGAUAUAUUAUAAUAAAAGCUUAAUUAAAAAGAUGGUAAAAUGAAUUAAUUGUAAUAAUAAUAUAUAAAUUUGGAAAUUUAAUAUUAAGACAAAGAACUAUAGUAUGACUCUCUAAGAUAAUAAAUAGAUUAGAAUUAUGUACACAUUGAAGAUUAUGAUUAAUUGAAAUAGAAAAAUAGUAAUUUAUUAAAUGAGAUUCAUGAAUUUGAGAAUAAAUCAUUAAAAUCAAAUAGUGAGAGGUAAUCAUUGAAAAGAUUAGUGGAAAAGUUAAAGAGUGAUCUAGAGAUGAAAGAAUAAGAGUUAGAUUAAGCUUUUAUAUAAAUAAAUAAGAAAAAGGGAGACAAUGGUAAUUUAGAGAAGAUGACUAAAGAAAUAUAAAGAUUGAGUUUUGAACUGUCAGAUGCUUAAACUUUGUUGUAAGCAAAAAGUGAGUAAUUAAAUUUAAUGAGAAGAGAAAAUGAUGAUCAAUUAGAACAGUUAAAUAAGUUGAAGCGAUAAUAAAAUUAAGUAUAAGAAAAAGAAUAAUUUAGAAAGAUAGAUAGAUAAAUCUGA